Messenger RNA from Syngnathus acus (greater pipefish), 1517 nucleotides. RefSeq lists its product as uncharacterized. Lineage: Eukaryota; Metazoa; Chordata; Actinopteri; Syngnathiformes; Syngnathidae. The transcript has 2 exons. The coding region runs from base 182 to 1342 and encodes 386 amino acids. The record is from RefSeq and is a predicted model, not a curated record.
GAAAGACGAUGCCGCCUUUGCCGAACUGCUGAACAGACUCCGCGUCAAAGACAAGUCUCACGAACUGUCGGAACCGGACGCAUCUCUGCUUGCUACGAGGUACGCUUCUCCGGUAACGUGUCCAAAGAAUAUUCUGCAUAUUUUUGCCACCAAUAAACAGGUAGACGGCCAUAAUUCCGCGAUGCUGAAUCUGCUUCAUAAGGACAUUGUGCAAAUUGACGCAGAUGACUACAAGAAAGACAAAAAAACCGGCAAAAUGGCAAGGCAAGCGACCCCUGUCCAAGGACCUAAGAACGGGUUGCCCGACUCGAUCAAAGUCGCCGUCGGCGCCCGCGUUAUGAUCACGCGCAAUAUUGAUGUUCGAGCAGGUCUGUGCAACGGGACAUUUGCAAAAGUUGUGCAAUUGGUGAAUUACCCGAACGAAGCGCGUGUACAGAAACUUGGGCUGGAACUAGACUGUGUCACUAAGACGAGAAGUGCUGCGAAUUCUGUGUUCAUUGACAGACAGGAGGAGAGGAUGCAGAAUUCCGGAGUGGUGCGCCGGCAGUUUCCCGUUAAGCUUGCAUUUGCUUGCACGAUCCAUAAGGUACAAGGCAUGACGACAUCAGAGGCCGCGGUUUCGCUGAAAGGCGUUUUCGAACACGGCAUGAGCUACGUAGCUCUGAGUAGAGUGACUUCGCUCAGUGGUCUUCAUAUUCUGCAUAUGGAUGAGAGAAAAAAUCAUGCAAAUCCGGAAAUCACUGCUGCUCUUGCUGAGAUGACGGAGGAUCCUUUGGACGGUGUGAUGCCCCUGUUUCACGUGAUGCCGAGGGUAGAUAAAGCGAAGGACCUGAUCGUCGUCCAUCAUAACACCGAAGGGCUGUCUUGUCACGUGCAGGAUAUCGCGCGUCACCAUGAACUGCGUUUUGCUGACGUUUUGUGCCUCACAGAAACACACCUCCGAGGAUCUGCGGCUGCCUGCUUGGAAGGCUAUACCAUGUUUCACAGGAAUCGAAGUGAUUCUUAUACAACCUGUCCCGACUUGGCGACAAAACUUGGUGGCGGCGUAGGUAUUUGUGUCAAAAGUGACAUCGCGGCCCAGGAAAAGAAAUACGUACAGGGUGUGACCGACAUUGAAUUCGUUGCGGUGAAACUCGAAGCUCCCGUCAAUUUGUUGAUCGCUGCCGUUUACAGGCCUCCGGGCCACAGUCUGCGCACAUUUCUGCCAAGCUUGGGAAACCUGUUACGUUAUCUUGAAGUCAUGGACCAUCAUCAGAUCUUGUGUGCUCUUUAUUCAGGUGUCCUGCAAACGUACUACAGCUAUCAUAAUCCUGUUUUCUGUGUUUUGAAUACUGAAAGGUAAGUCAAAUCUAAAUUGUGUAUUUCAGCAUUUGGAAAAUUAACAAGGACGGAAAUCAGAUGGCGUAAGUGGCGGCGUGCGGUGGGUGAUUUGUUGAAUUGAGAUGAGAUGGUAUCGGAGGCGUAGGUGGCUCGGAAAUGCAAAUGUAAUGUUGGCGUUAGGCAGAAACCUCACAAUU